Messenger RNA from Blumeria graminis f. sp. triticale, 903 nucleotides. NCBI's taxonomy places the organism in Eukaryota, Fungi, Ascomycota, Leotiomycetes, Helotiales, Erysiphaceae. The record is from the annotation of a GenBank genome assembly.
AUGGUCCCGUCCCUACCGUCUUUCUUGAAGGUACUCAACGCGUUGCCUUUUAAAACAUGCAAGCUCUCACGCCCGACCACGCCGCUCCUCUCCUUUGUACAGGCCAGAUCAGCUUCGAUUCUCGGCUCUCUCUCAGACAAUCCUGGGUCUUAUAAAAAAAGAAUUCGACGAGGUCGAGGGCCCUCUUCGGGAAAAGGCAAAACUUCCGGGCGUGGACACAAGGGCCAGAAAGCUCAUGGCAAAGUCCCAGCGAAAAUGCAGGGUGGACAAACGGCGCUUGAUGUUGUCCAUGGCGAACGAGGAUUUAACAAUAUAUUCUCGCCUGAAAUGUCUCGCGUCAACCUUGAUCGCAUACAAUCCUGGAUAGACCAAGGGCGUAUCGACCCUUCCAAACUCAUCACCCUCAAAGAACUUGUACAAUCACGUUGUAUUCAUGGAAUAAAAGAUGGAGUGAAGCUAUUGGCCCGAGGAAAAGAGGAACUUAAAACACCUAUCAAAAUAUUAGUCUCAAGGGCAUCUGCCACGGCAAUCGAGGCGGUUGAACAAGCAGGAGGUACAGUUGUAACUAGGUAUUACACAAAGCAUUCUAUCCGGAGGUUGUUGAACGGACAAUCUGAAUCGAGCAGUACACCCAUCGAGGUAACGCUUGCGACCCAACAAGCACUCAACGCUACACUGUCUUCAAACAAGUACCUGUAUCGUCUGCCUGAUCCUACAAGCCGAAAAGAUCUUGAAUACUAUCGGGACUCAUCGAAAAGAGGUUAUCUGAGUCACUUAGUCGCGGAAGGCCAUGGGCCCAGCUUGUUCUUUAAAACACCUGGAGCUAAGAAGAACAAUAAGAAACAAUCAAUGAAAUCGGAGAAUGUGAAAGUUUCAAUCGCAGGAGAAAAUUCUCUUUGGUAG